AUGUUUAACCUGAGUAGCCUAUUGAAGGCGACGAAAGUCGCCAAACCUGCAAGCACUGCCACACCGGACAAUGAAAAUGGAGAAAAUAACGCGGAAGGGAGAAGCAGCGAGGCCGUCAAGAUAAAGACAAUAAACAUGCAAGAAUAUAAAACGAAGAAGUUCUUGGACGAAAGGAAAAAUGUGAAUGCAUGGAGUGCGGCCAACACCAGCGGGAAGAAGCCUGCCAAGGAGCCGAAGAAGAAGCCGGAGAAGAAGAAGGCAGAGAAGAAGAAGGAAGAGCCGAAGAAGGAGGAGCUAAAGAAGGAGGAGCCGAAUAAAGACGAAGACAAGAAGGAAGAGGCGAAUAAGGACGAAGCCACGAAGGAGGAAGCCAUAAAGAACGAAGCGACUAAGGACGAAGACACAAAGGAUGAAGCCAAGAAAGAAGAGGCCAAGAAGGACACAUCAAAGGACACUCCCAAGAAGGAAACACCAAAGAAGGAGACACCCAAGAAGGACCCCAAAAUUGAACCCCCCAAAAAAAAAUUCGUGCCCUCGGUGCUGAAACAGAAGGAAGCCGCCAUGGCCAAAGCUGUAAAAGAAGUGAAAAACGAAAAGGUGGAACUAUUCCCGGACCUUCUGCAAGCAAAAAAAUCGACCAAAACGGAGAAGGAGAAAAAAAAAAACCAAGCACAAAAAAAAAAUAAGAAAGAGAAAGCAGAAAAAAAAAAGCAAGAAGAGGAAGAAAAUGAUUUCCCUCCAAUAGAGGAAGUAGAAAAAAUCCACUUCAAUAUUUUUGACAUUGUGGACAUGAAAAAGGAGUAUGAACGGAUUAUGAGGAAUUCGGACAAGGUCAUGGAGAAGUAUAAAAAUAAGAAAAAAUUUGACGACACCAUGAUUCUUUGUAAUUAG
Plasmodium inui San Antonio 1 is the source of this 891-nucleotide messenger RNA. RefSeq lists its product as hypothetical. The record is from RefSeq and is a predicted model, not a curated record. The coding region runs from base 1 to 891 and encodes 296 amino acids. Lineage: Eukaryota; Apicomplexa; Aconoidasida; Haemosporida; Plasmodiidae. The transcript has a single exon.